Aspergillus caelatus is the source of this 892-nucleotide messenger RNA. Its product is annotated as Sm-like protein LSM2. Gene Ontology annotation, biological process: mRNA splicing, via spliceosome. Gene Ontology annotation, molecular function: RNA binding. Lineage: Eukaryota; Fungi; Ascomycota; Eurotiomycetes; Eurotiales; Aspergillaceae. The transcript has 3 exons. Gene Ontology annotation, cellular component: Lsm1-7-Pat1 complex; U6 snRNP; U4/U6 x U5 tri-snRNP complex. The record is from RefSeq and is a predicted model, not a curated record. The coding region runs from base 228 to 524 and encodes 98 amino acids.
UGUCACGUGACAUCCGACCGGAGCAGAUUAGAUUGCGACUGACAACAUCACAUCAACGGCGUUAUAUUCCCCCACUUUUGCGCUCUCUCCGUUGUAUCCCGAAUUGCUCGCUGGGAAGUGCAAGGCAAUUGUACUUACCGUUCACACAUAUACUCCACGAGGCAAUGCGAUAGUCCUAUAAACACCGAAACCCCACCCCCACUGUCAAUAACCUUCCCGCCGCAACCAUGCUCUUCUUCAGUUUCUUCAAGACUCUCACAAACCAGACCGUGAUUAUCGAGCUCAAAAAUGACAUUCGCAUCCGCGGGAUACUGAAAUCCGUCGACCAAUACCUCAACAUCAAGCUCGACGAUGUGGACGUCCUGGACCUGGACAAGUACCCUCACCUGUCGUCCGUGAAGAACAUGUUUAUCCGUGGUAGCGUGGUUCGCUACGUUGUCUUGCCCCGGUCGGAAGUGGAUGUCGGUUUGCUAGAGGAUGCCACAAGACGAGAGGCAGCCAACCAAGCCGGAAAAGCCCGGUGAUCGAAGUACUCCGAAAUACAAAAAGAGAAGAAAAACCGACCAUGCUAGCUUAAUCCCCUUACGAUGUGACGUCGCUACUGCGUGCCCCCGGAGCGAGUUGUCUAUGUGAUGAUCGCCACGGAGAAGCCUAGGAUAUGAAUACCGGUCUAGGUAGUGGUGGAAAUUGAAUAUUCAUUUUGGUCUUUGAAAUGUCAAAGGAAGCUAAGAAGGGCGCUGAGGAUUUGAAGAUCCUGUUCCUGUCGAAUAGAGCUGAUGCCUUCCCUGCAUGCAGCAGCUUAGGCUAUGUCUACACGCAUGAGGCACGGGUUCUUUGCCGGCGCUUUACAAAUUCAGAUAUCAUUCAACCGUACUGGUGAAACUAAGUUGAA